Molecule: messenger RNA, 1617 nt
Organism: Ipomoea nil (Japanese morning glory)
Lineage: Eukaryota; Viridiplantae; Streptophyta; Magnoliopsida; Solanales; Convolvulaceae
Exons: 4
Coding region: 346-1350 (334 amino acids)
Source: RefSeq, a predicted model, not a curated record
AAACUGCAAAACCCAGACUGGUUCCUGGUAUCUUUUCCUCAAAAUGUCAAAACUUUCCAGAUUCUCAAACUAUCCAAUUUCCCAAAAUUUCAGAUUCUUCUUCUUCUUCCUUAACGAUGCGUGAAAUCUACGGCCUUUUUGUCUCAUUUUUCUGUUUAAAGUUUCGAAAUUUGUCGAAGUUGCCACUUUAGGACUCUAAACAAAGACUCCGGCGAUUACUACACUCUCUCGAUUUCGAUUUCCGCGGAUAAAUUUAAUUCUUGUUACCAAGUUUGUGACUUUUAAGGUGUCUAGCGGACGAAUGAUUGUAAUCCAAGGUUGAAGAUUUCUUUUACUGCUGCUGGAAUGGGUAAAAAUGGUAGAGCUAUUGCGCUAAUUCUCGUAUUCGUAUUCUUAAUUGUUUCAAGCACUUCAUCAAACGACUCUAAUCCGACAACACCGAACAAUUCUUCCACCACUCCGAAACAGGGUUCGCCAGAAAAUACAACAGUAAGUGAUAGUAAGGGAUUGAAUUUGAGUUCUGCAAUUGCAAACGCUAAGCCUAAAGAGAUUCAGGGGAGUGACAACAAUACUAAAGUGGAUUUGAAUGGCUCGAAAGAUGAAAGUAAGAAAACUGGUGGGAUACCUCCGCCGAAUUCAAAGAGUAAUGAAGAGCAAGGGAAAGUAGUGAAUGGUAAAAAUGCAGAGGAGGGGAGUACUGAGAGUUGUGAGGGGGCACUACUGAAAUGCGAAAUUGAGAAGACAUUGCUUGCCUGCAUAAAAGUGCCAAAAAAUGGAUCAAAAGAGUCAUUCAUUGUGCUUCACAAUGAAGGAGAAAGCAGAUUGGAAGUAAAAGUCUAUACCCCAACAUCAGAGAAAAUAGUUUCUGCGCCUGUCGAAAAAAACAAGACAGUAACGGUAAAUAUAUCACCAACUUUGAGCAAAGGCCCGCAAAUAAUAGUUGAUGCAGGAAAUGGUAACUGCUCGCUUCAAUUGCGCCAUUUUGAAUCUGUGGACAGUCUUCUGCAGCAGUUCUCCCUGUAUUCUAAACAAGUGACUCCCAUCUACGGUGCCUACUUCCUUUUUCUGGUAGCACUACUUUUUGGCGGGACGUGGGCUUGCUGCAAGUUAAGGAAAAAGAGACAGCAUGGUGGAAUUCCUUAUCAAGAACUCGAAAUGGGGUCACCAGAAUCUUCUUCUGCCGUAAAUGUGGAAACAGCUGAAGGUUGGGAUCAGGGUUGGGACGAUGAUUGGGAUGAGGACAACGCAGUAAAGUCACCUGGAGGACAGCGCUUUGGAAGCAUCUCUGCUAAUGGCCUAACCGCUAGGUCUGCUAAGAAAGACGGGUGGGAAAAUGACUGGGAUGAUUAGUGAACAAGAAGGAAAACUAGUGAAAUUUUGGGAUCAAGACAGACACUGAAACACUAUACAAUAUAGCCAAAGAAAAUGUAAAAUCUUGUAAUCUAGUGUGACUGUAAAUUCUUUUUUCGCGACACAGAAGUUGCCCUUUUUCCUCGUCGCCUGUAUCAUAAAGUCUGCGAUAUAUAUAUUCUUGUGGAAUUCCAUCAACCCAUCUUGUUUUUGUGCUGACAGCACUUUACAAUUAUUAUAAUCACUACAUCCUGCCUGGUUUAUGCA